UUUUUCCGAAGAGACCGUCUCACUGCCAGUGCGGUUCCUCUUCCACGUUUAUGUAGUUUCCCUUUUCUGGGGGUCUUUUUAACUUCCCCCCCUCCGCGUUUGCUGGAAAGCAGAACCAGGCGGCCGCGUUUCCCCGGCGGCUGCUGCGAGCCCUGCCCGCGGCCGCGACUUCCAGCGCAAAGCGGCGGGAAAAGGCGGCGAGGCGGAGCAGCGGGAGCAGGCGAGGAGGCAGCGCUUCCCCGCGCCCGCACGGACUUCAUGCUCUUCCCCUGGUCCAGGAGUGACAUGAUCCUCUGCGUUCAGGGACCUCAUCCUUUGCUGGCGGACGAGAAGGUCAGGAGACUGUCGCUCAGGGGCAUCGCCGUGGACUUGUCGGAGCAGAUCAUGCAGCCUCUCCCGGUGCCCGCCUUCCAGGAGGAGCCGGCGCCCGCCUUCGCAGCGCCCGUCCCGGAGAGCACGCCACCUCAGACGCGAGACCCCGAGGAAGAUCUCCUCUGCAUCGCAAAAACCUUCUCCUACCUGCGAGAAUCCGGUUGGUACUGGGGAUCUAUCACAGCCAGCGAAGCCAAGCAGCACCUCCAAAAGAUGCCCGAGGGCACCUUUCUGGUGCGGGACAGCACCCAUCCCAGCUACCUGUUCACACUCUCCGUCAAGACAAACCGAGGUCCCACCAACGUGCGCAUCGAAUACACUGACAGCAAGUUCCGGCUGGACUCGAACUACUUGUCCAAACCUCGCAUCCUGGCUUUCCCGGACGUGGUGAGCCUGAUCCAGCACUACGUCACGUCCUGCACGACGGAGAGCAAGAACGAGGCUCCCUACCCGCCUCCGUCCCCUCUACCUCCCAUGCAGAAAGAGCUGGCGGCAGCCGCGGUGCACUUGAAACUCCUCCGCCCGCUCGGCCGCAAGGACAGCAUCCCGAGCCUGCAGCACCUCUGCCGGCUCCGGAUUAACAAGGCGACGGCCGACGUGGACCAGCUCCCUCUGCCCAGGCGGAUGGGGGACUACUUGAAGCAAUACCCUUUCCAGCUCUGAGGCCGGGCCGCCCCCCAGCUGGAGGGCCAGAAACGAGAGAACUUGGGUGUGUUUCGGUCCCGCUGGCGCCGGGUGCGCGCACGAAAGCCCCGAUCCUCAGCGCCGACCGCAUCCAUCUUUCCUCUCCCCUUCUCUCCACAUCCAUUCCAGCCCCAGGGAGGAGUUGGCUGUUCCGGUGAGCGGCGGGACACAACCUGAGCUCGGAACCUCAGGCCGCGCCGGCGGUGGCUGUGAGAAAGUGCUGUAGGCCACGUGCACACUACUUGAAUUUCAGAGUUGCUGUGACACCAGAAACGUUAACGUUGUUAUUUUCGCUAUUUAUUUCCAUGGCAGUUUCUCUCCUCAUGGUAUUUUAAAAGCACCUUUUACUGUUUUUCAUUUUGUUUCUUUUUCUUUUGUGGAAGUAGAGAUAGAAUAGAGGCUCCCAGGCAAAUGACAGCCAAAAAUCUGCGGGAAUUUGGA
This is a messenger RNA of Nothoprocta perdicaria, 1497 nucleotides long. It is a transcript of the gene CISH, whose product is annotated as cytokine inducible SH2 containing protein. Gene Ontology annotation, molecular function: 1-phosphatidylinositol-3-kinase regulator activity. Bases 259 to 1035 code for a protein of 258 amino acids. Gene Ontology annotation, cellular component: phosphatidylinositol 3-kinase complex. The transcript has 3 exons. NCBI's taxonomy places the organism in Eukaryota, Metazoa, Chordata, Aves, Tinamiformes, Tinamidae. Gene Ontology annotation, biological process: intracellular signal transduction; phosphatidylinositol phosphate biosynthetic process. The record is from RefSeq and is a predicted model, not a curated record.